UCCAGGCACCCACAUUCCAGAGAAAACCCCCCUGCCCAGCUCAUUUCUGGGCAGAUCCUGAAGGAAGCGACAUGUUCUGCUGCUGCCUACCGAAGCCCAGAGGAUGCAGGCAGAGGAGAGCUCGCCCGCCAGACACGUCCCCCCACUGGGCAGGUCGUGUCAGGCUUCCCCGACGACUCUGGCCCUUUGGCAAAAAGAAUCAAAAGGCCACGGACGAACUAGGAAGGAGGCAGGAAGACACGCACUCCUCCCCGACCCCGGAGUCCCCGGUCCUGGGAAGGCCCCCGCUACAUCCCAGACCACUGCCCGCGGUACUCCACUGGAUUGUGGUCCUGGACACGGAGCCCACGGAGGCCAAGUCCAAGGCUUCUCCAGCCAAGGAGCUAGACCCACUCCCAACUUCAGCAACUCCGGAGGGGCACAUGGUGUCUGGAGUCACUUCGGCGGGAGACCGGGAGCCCACAGGUGCCCGGGCGCCUGCCCACGGAGAUGCUGAUGCUGUCCAGGGAGAGCUGGCUCCUGCUCCUGCCCCCACCCCUGCUCCUGCCGCUCCCCCUGCCCCUGCCCCUGCCAGAGCGACUCCCACUUCCCCUGCUCCUGCCUGGGCUCCUGUUCUGGCCCUUGACCCAGAUCCUCCCUUGGUCCCACCCCUUCCCCAACCCCUCCCUGGGCCCCUGUUCCUGCCCCAGACCCAGCUCCUGCCCUUGACCUCGCCCAGGCCAUCACCCCUGCCCUUACCCCAGCUCCUGCCCCUGCCCCUUCCCCUGCCAGGACCACUGCCCCUUCCCCUGACCCUGCCUGGGCCCCUGUUCCCGCCCCAGACCCAGUCCCUCUCAUUUGCUCCUGCUCCUUUCCCUGACCUUGCCUGUGCUCCUGUUCCUGCCUCUGACCCAGCUCCUGCUCUGGAUCCUGCACUGGCCACUACUGCUGACCCUGUCCCCGCCCCUAGCCCAACCCCUGCCCCAACACCUUCUCCUGCGGGACUCCCAGACCCGCAUCCAGAGCCCACAACUCUGCGGGGAGAUCUCCCCAGAAAAAUGCCGUCAGUUCCAUCCCCUGACCCCGACAUCCCCCCAGAAUGUUUCAUCCCCUCCCCUUGUGUCCUUCCUCUCCUGUACGGAGUCACCGUUGUCGUCGCCGUCCAUCUCCUCCUGGCCCCUCGCAAGCCCUAA
Mustela erminea (ermine) is the source of this 1172-nucleotide messenger RNA. RefSeq names its product vegetative cell wall protein gp1-like. The transcript has 5 exons. NCBI's taxonomy places the organism in Eukaryota, Metazoa, Chordata, Mammalia, Carnivora, Mustelidae. The record is from RefSeq and is a predicted model, not a curated record. Bases 72 to 1172 code for a protein of 366 amino acids.